UUCAACCAGAACUGAUAAUUAUCAACAACAAAAUUUAAAUAAUAAUCAUCAUCAUAAUGUUCAUCAACAUCAAAACAAUAACCAAAGGAUAAUCGAUAAUACAUCCACAUCACCAUCGGGUACACCUCGAAUGCCCAUAAAUGGAUUGGAAACAAGUACAACUACAACUACAACGACGACAACAACAACAACAAUACCACAAAAAUCAUUGCCAUCAUCAUCAUCAUUUAUGGUUGGAUCUUCACCAAAUCAACAACGUAGUUAUUGGUUACCAUUAUUAGCGAAUCAUCAAUCACCAUUACCAUCACCACCAUCACCUUCACCAUCAUACGAUAUGGGCGUUGAUCAUCAUGCACACCCACCGCAUUAUCUUCAUCAUAAUCAUCAUCAUCAAUUACAGAAUCAACAUUCACCGUUUUCACCAUCACAUUUUCCAUCACCACCACCAGCACCGCCAUUAAUUCCAUCCGCUCCAAAUCAUAAAGAUAUUUUAACAACACAACCACCACCACCGCCAAUGCUGUAUUCCACACAAACAACCAAUUCUAAUUAUGGUGGCUAUCAAAGCCAAAAUAUUUCGAAUCGAUCUCCAGUUGUGUAUGUAUAUGAACUACCAUACAAUAUCCGUAAAUCUAUUUGUGAUCUUCUCGAUGCCGAUAAUUCUUGGCGUGAACUUGGUGGCCUUUAUAUGGGUUUUAAUGACACUCAAUUGACAUUAAUUUCACAUGCAUUAUAUCGAAGUGCAUCACCUACAAAUGAAUUGCUUACAAAAUGGGAAUCUAGUAAUGCCAAAGUAUCACAUUUAUUCAUAUAUCUAGCCCAAAUGAAACAUCAUCGUGCUUUACAUCAUUUAUUGCCAUUUGUUAAUCAAAAACUUCGUAUAAUGUAUGAAACAACCGAUGGUAAUCCAUCGUUUGAACAUCUUGAAUCAAUGUAUAAUCGAUCAAAAUCAAAUGAUUUAUCAUCAAUCAUAAUCAAAGAUUUAAAUGCCAAACAAUCAACAUUGAAAAAUUUUAUGGAAAAUAAUCAUCAAAAUAAUUGUGGCCAAUCGGAUGAGGAAAAAACAUUGAUCGAUUUGCAAAAUGAUACAAAAAAAGCUGGAUUAUCAAAACGAUCAAAAUCGAAUGAUCAAAAAGAGAUUGAAUAUUUAUUGAAAAUUGAUGAUUUUAAGAUUACCUACAAAGAACUGGUGAUUGCUACCGAUGAUUUUUCCAAAGAUAAUGUUUUAGGUAGUGGUGGAUUCGGUACCGUUUAUAUUGGUGAUUGGAAAGGCACUGAAGUUGCAAUAAAAAAAUUAAAAGGCCUGGAUAAUUUAACUCAAGCAUUAACAGAAUUACGAAUCCUGAAUUGUUGCCGUAUUGAUAAUAUUUUACCAUUAUAUGCUGUAUCCUUGGAUGGUCCAGAACCAUGUCUUGUAUAUCAAUACAUGUCUAAUGGUUCAUUGGAAGAUCGUCUUCUUUGUAAAGGCAAUACUGUUCCAUUGACAUGGAUUCAACGUGCCAAAAUUGGUGAAGGUGUUGCUAGAGCUUUAAAUUUUCUUCAUACACUCAAAGGCAAUCCAUUCGUACAUGGUGAUGUUAAAAGUGCAAACAUUUUACUUGAUCCAAUGUUUGAACCAAAACUUGGUGAUUUUGGACUAGCACGUCAAGUUGUUAAAAAUAGCCGUAAUGAAAAUUCAAUAUAUACACAUUGUACUGUUAGUUCAGUGAAUGGAACUAGUGUUUAUUUGCCAGCCGAAUAUCUUCGUCAGAAAAUUCUUAGUCCUGCUGUCGAUGUUUAUAGCUAUGGUAUUGUCAUAUUAGAAAUGGCUACAGGAAGACGAGCUUAUGACGGUAAAAAAUUACUCAUAAAUUCUGUUGAAGAUGAAUAUAGUAAAGUGCAGAAUGCUACGUUACAGAUUCAAUCUAUUAAAUCAGAUAAUAAUAAUAAUCAAAAUCAGAAACAAGAUUCAAUGAAUGAAAAUACGCUUGAAUUUUUAAUGGAUAAACGAAUUGUUAAUCUUACAGAUAAUCGUCAUUUAUUCAACUAUCUUCUUGAAUUAGGUCGAAGAUGUGCCCAUAAAACUAAAUCAAAACGUCCAAUCAUGGUUCAGAUUCUAGAAUAUUAUAAUCAAUGUCGAGCUACUGAAAGAAUAUAUCAACUAUGUGAUAAAGUUAUACAGAACAAAAUGUCAUCAUCAAAAGAUCAAUUAUCGAAAACAAAUGUAAAGAAUCCUAUUGAAUUACAAUUAUGGUAUGAUUUCGUUAGAAAAUCCUGUGGAACAUUGAGUGAAGUUGUAUUUGAAAAUUUUGAUGCUCAAGUUACGAAAAUAAUUGAAGAUUUAGUAUCAUCAAAAGAUUCGAAUGAAUCCACAUACUAUUUGGAUCUUUUACUUUGUUCGAAAAAUCGAUUAUCAAAUAAAUCAUUGAUUCGUUCACGAGAAAAUCCAGAAACAUUGUCAACAGCCAAUAAUAAUAAUAAUAGUAGUAGUAAUGAAUCAUCAAUUUCAUCCAUAUUAUCGUCAUCGAUUAACACUUGUAAUCAAUUAUCAAAUUUAUCAAUCAAUAACAAAACAAUUGAAUCGAAUAAUAAUGAUGAUUUAUCCAGAAUUUUAAAAUUAAUCAAUCUUGAUCAUAACAUUGAACAGUUACAGCAGCAACAACAACAAGAACAUGUGAUUUCCAAAAUAACAACAAUGAAUGAUGAAAAAUCUUCAUUGAAAAAGUUUUGA
Dermatophagoides farinae (American house dust mite) is the source of this 2710-nucleotide messenger RNA. Lineage: Eukaryota; Metazoa; Arthropoda; Arachnida; Sarcoptiformes; Pyroglyphidae. The record is from RefSeq and is a predicted model, not a curated record.